This is a messenger RNA of Schistocerca serialis cubense, 4505 nucleotides long. RefSeq lists its product as uncharacterized. Gene Ontology annotation, molecular function: protein binding. The record is from RefSeq and is a predicted model, not a curated record. The transcript has 32 exons. Lineage: Eukaryota; Metazoa; Arthropoda; Insecta; Orthoptera; Acrididae. The coding region runs from base 1 to 4419 and encodes 1472 amino acids.
AUGGCGCAGGCGGACAUCGGGCCGAGCAGCACGAGCGACGAUGAGACGAUGGGUCCGCGGCGCGGCGGUCGUCUGCUGAGCGGGGGCGGCGGGGGCGUGCCGGCUCCGCCGUACAGCAAGCAGGACAUCCGCGAGCAGUACUGCAUCACCAGCAAGCAGCUGGACGUGUUCGAGCGCCACCGCGCCUCCUCCGGCGGCGACUGGCUGCUCGGCUGCCUCUCCUCCUACCAGGAGGGCACGUGCCGCGCGGUGAAGCGGUCGUCGCUGCUGUCGGUGUGCGUGCGGCGGCGCGCCCCCAGCGACGAGAACCUGCCCGAGCUGUGCCGCCGCCCCCUGCCGCCGCCCCCGCCGCCCCCGCCGCCGCCGGCGCAGGCGCACCCCUCCGGCCGGCCGCACAAGCACGUCAGCUUCGCGCGCUCGCACACGCUCACCUCGUUCGACGUGGGCAGCUGCAGCCUGGCGCGCUCCAGGGAGCGCCUCGUCGACGGCAAGGAGCGCGCCGCCAUCAGGCCGCAACCGCCCGCGGACGGGCCCAAGGUGGUCGUGCUCGAGAAACUGAAGCGCGCGCCUAUGAAGACGCAGGCGACGCAGACGGACGUGUGUCUGGGGAGGAGACCUCUCGUGGCCAACUACCUGUCACUCAGCCCGCGCACCAUACACAGGGUGCGGAUGGUGUCGCAGUUCGCGCAGACCAACGGCGGUGGCGUGCUGGCCAACGGACGCGGCCGGCUGAUGAAGAGCUUCUCGGAGGCGGGGGGCUGCUUUGCGGACGGCGCAGCAGGCGGCCCAGGGGCGGGGGGCGUGGACGACACGUCGCACGAGCCGCUGCAGCGCACACAGUCCGAGGAGCCGCCGCGCUCGCCCUUCCUCGUCACCACGAUCCUGAUCGACUUCGAGCCGGCGCCGGUGGAGCGUCGGCCGCGGAAGCGCCUGCUGCAGAAGACGUUGUCGGAGGGCGAGAUAAUCGUUCAACGUGACAGACGCUUUCUAAGCCUGUCGGCGGUGGCGGACGAGGACGAGUUCCACGAGAACCUCAUCUUCCGCGGGCUGUUCCGCAAGCGGUCCGUGUCGCUGGAGGACGCGGGGCCGGCGUCGCUGGGACCCCUCGACAGCCCCGCCGCAGGGGAGUUCCACUCGGCGCCCCGCUCCUCGCCGUCCGCCUCCUGCGACUCGCUGGCCGGCGAGCUGCGCACCGACCACAGCGACGGCAUCUGGAACGAGUCCCAGGCCACGGUACUGCAGGCAGGCGAGGGGGGCGGCCUGGGCCUGGACACAGAGUGUGGGGCGGUGCCGGGCAGCCCCGGCAGCUUGGCGAUGACGCCGUCUUCCCGGCGGAAGCACCUGCUGCUGCUGCAGCACCAGCAACGCUCCUCCAUGGACACCGACGCCCUCGACGAGGAGCUCGACCUCUCCGACGUCACCCAGCCGCAGCAGCCCCUGUCUCCACGGAUUUGCAUCGACGCUCCGGUACAGCAGGCUAAUAGUGGGGCCAGUACCUGCAACGAAAGGCUGGAGCGCUACUCUCAGGACUCGGCAGGCCUGUCGCCCCGCCGCAGCCGCAGCCCACUGGGACACCGCACCUCAGAGGCCUCCGCCGCCUCCUCUCUGGAGUCCUGCGACCGCUUCUCCAGGAACGGCACAGGGACUGGCAACACUACGAUGACGAACACGACGACGACAACGACCAGCUCGGAGCUGGCCCGCACCGACUCUGGCCGCACCAACACCGACCUGUCGGAGACGAGCGAGGACUACGUGACGGCGGACGGCAACUCGCACACCGACACGGCGGGCUACGUGGCGUGGCCGGUGGGCACGCCCGUGUCCGCCCCCGGCGGCGUGGGGGCGGCGGGGGCGGGAGUGUACAUGCUAAUCACCAGGCACUCGCUCUUCGAAUCAUUCACCAGGAGUUCGAUCUUGCUGUCUGCCACCUCCACGCUGUUGCUCAUCUCCAUCUGCAGCUGCAGGACUAUUCUGCGAGAGUGGACCGAGGAGGAGCGCCGACGCCGCAAGAAGACGUUUCGGCUGGACUUCUCGCCGCUGGGCGCCGGCCCGCACACCGACUGGGACUCCCCGCCGUCCACAGGCUCUCGCACAACCCCAGAUGGCUGGCGGCGCGGCGGCACGCCCCCCGGAGCUCCGACACAAGCACCCUCCGCCACUUCCACGGCGCCGCGACGAUCCAAGGUCGCACAGGCGCACCGCCGACAGGCGAAGAAGUGCCUGGCGGCGGGCAUGGUGCGCAGCCCUGCCAUGCACGAGGGCUUCCGCGCGGACGACUGGGCGGCGCCGCUGCAGCGCUCCACGCCAGGCCACAGCCCGCCGGAGGGGGCGGCGCCGGGGGCGGGGGCGGCGGCGGGAGCGACGCCCUCCGGCAGCUCGCCGCGCCGCGUGCGCCGCAUCCGCGAGCGCAAGGCGGGCGGCCGCAGCCCCACGCAGGCCAGCUCCCGGCUCAGCCCGCUGCGGUACACGCGCAGCCCGGCCGGCAGCCCGUCCAGGCGGCGGCGCUCCAAGGGCUCCCCUAGCAGGAACACGGCGGCCGCCGCGGGCGCGGACGCCAAGACAGUAUGUUUGUUGGCGCCGCCGCCGCAGGAGGGCGUGGCCAGCCCCGAGGCGCAGCGGCUGAAGGCGCUGAGCGCGGAGUCUCUGCGCUCGGUGAGCCCGGGCAGCGACAGCGUCUUCUACUCGGAGGCGGGCGAGCUGAGCAGCAACACCAUGACCGCCGCCACCGACACCGCCGCCGGCGUCGUCUGCCACCACUGCGGCCGCGAGGUCGCCGUCCUCUCCGGGCCCGAGGAGCUGGAGAGCACGGCGGCGGACGGCCCGUCGCCGGACAUCGUGCAGCCGCCGGCGGGCUUCGCAGACUCCCCGGAAGGCCCCCGCCAGCAGGCGCAGCAGCAGCAGCAGCAACAGCAGCCGCGCCUCUACAAGAAAGCGGACCGCCGCUUCCGAUCGGAGGAGCGCCACGGCGAGCGACGACACACGCACUCCACCGGCCGCUACCGCUGCGACGGCGCGCGGGCCAAGUCCGAGGAGCGGGGGCGCGGCCGAGAGGACCGCGUGCGCCUCAGGCCCCUGGCGCGCUCCACGGACGCCAGCAUGGAGACGCUGCGCGCCGGCGACGCGACGGCGGCUGCGGAGGACGCGGGGCCGCCCGACGGAGCGCCCGCAGCGCCGCCGGCCGAGGGCGACGAGGACGCGGGUGUGUAUGCGGAAACGUACAAGAAAGCAACGUGGAUCUACAUUGGCGAAACUGAAGAGGUGCACGUGUGGCAGAAACCGGAAUCCAGGUCGCAGGACAAAGACGACAAGGCAAGCGACGGGACGAGCGAACGCCGGGACUCGCUCGAGUCGACCAUCUCUGAGCGGGACUUCCGUCGCAAGUACCAGGCCAUCACGCACCGCAUGGUGCACAGGAAGGCCACCGUCGAGAUGUACCGACGCCUCGCUAACGACUCCUUCGACUGCGACAAGACGGUGGUGGUGCGGCGGCAGUCCGGGGAGUUCGGCUUCCGCAUCCAUGGCUCCAAGCCGGUGGUGGUGUCCGCCAUCGAGCCCGACACCCCUGCCGAGUCGUCGGGGCUGGAGGUGGGCGACAUCGUCAUCACUGUCAACGGCCACGAUGUGCUCGACGCCUCCCACUCAGAGGUCGUCAAGCUGGCGCACGCAGGCUCUGAGACGCUGAAGCUGGGCGUGGCCCGGACGGCCAACGUGCUGACGCCGGUGCUGCGCGAGCCUGGCGCGGGCAAGGCGCUCUACUCGGGCUUCCUGUGGCGGCUGGGCGGCGCGGGCGGCACCACCUGGGUGCGCCGCUGGUUCUCCCUCAAGCGCGACAACUGCCUCUACUACUACAAGACUGACGCGGAGAGCCUGCCGCUGGGCGCGCUCAUGCUGCACCGGUACGCGGCGUCGCGCUGCGAGGCCGCCGGCCGACAGCACUGCCUGCAGCUGGCGCGCAAGGGCGGCCUGGGGCUGACGCUCGCCGCAGACUCGGAGGAGGCGCUCACGCGCUGGCUCGCCGUCCUCUCGCACGCCAUCGAGCGCAACAACCACGCGGACGAGUGGCUGGAGGCGACGCAGCGAGCCCUGCGGCUGCCCGCCAGCAGCGUGCUGCAGCCCGACUGCGCCGGCUACCUCACGCAGAUAGGGCCGAAAUGGCGGCGCCGCUUCUGCGUGCUCAAGGACGCCUGUCUCUACUUCUACCAGGACAGCACCGCGGACUCCGCCAUCGGGAUGGCGUGCCUGCACGGCUACCGGGUGCAGAACUGCGGCACGGGUGAGAAGCGCUUGUCCUUCGAGGUCCUGCCGCCCGAUGCUCGCCAGCGACACUUCUACUUCCAUGCAGAAUCGGAGCUCGACAAAAAGAAGUGGUUGGCGGCCCUGGAGUACUCGAUCGACCGGUGGAUCCGCGUGGGCUGACGGCGGUGCCACGCGUGCCGGCGGCGCGCCCGCUCCCGCUCGCGCUCGCGGCUGCUGUCCGAGGCGGCGCUCGCGGACGCAGAGGC